Messenger RNA from Drosophila mojavensis, 824 nucleotides. RefSeq names its product antigen 5 like allergen Cul n 1. The coding region runs from base 1 to 771 and encodes 256 amino acids. The record is from RefSeq and is a predicted model, not a curated record. NCBI's taxonomy places the organism in Eukaryota, Metazoa, Arthropoda, Insecta, Diptera, Drosophilidae. The transcript has 3 exons.
AUGCUUCGAAUUGUUCUAGCCUUUAUUUUAGUGAGCGCUGGCGCGUCUGGGGUCCUCGGACAGACAGACUACUGUGCCGCCGGCCUGUGUGGAAGUAGUCAACACAUUGCGUGUAACAACAAUGGGGCCUGGGCUGCCAAGUGUCCGACCAGUCCGGCACCCCAGCUCAUCGAAUUGAAUCUGGCACAGAGAAAACAUGUGGUGCGUUUGCACAACGUGAGGCGCAACAAUCUGGCCUUGGGCAAGCUGGCCAAAUACCAGCCAGCCAGAAGAAUGGCCACCAUGCGCUGGAGUCCCGAGCUGGCUAAGCUGGCCGCCUUCAAUGUGCGCCAGUGCGAGAUGAAGCACGACGCUUGCCACAACACGAACAAGUUUAAGGCCAGUGGCCAGAACUUGGCUGUGGUAAGCUACUCUGGCAAUGGAGCAGCUCGCACCAUCCAGGAACUGUUGACCUCCUCCAUAAAAAUGUGGUGGAAUGAGCGUAAGGAUGCCAACAUGAAUGUUAUCAGAAGCUAUCCAAAUAACUGGUCUGGACCGGCUAUUGGUCACUUCACUGCCAUGGCUCGGGACUACAACAUUGCCGUGGGCUGUGCAGCUGCCAGGUACAAAAAUGGCAUAUGGAAUAACUUCCUCUUGGCCUGCAACUACGCCGCGACCAACUGGAUUGGCGAAGCCGUCUAUGAGAGUGGCGCAACCGCAUCUGGCUGCACCACGGGCACGAAUAUCAACUAUGCGGGUCUCUGCAAGGUGGCAGAAGUCUAUAACGUAUAAGCUGCGUCUUUGACAGCCCUAAUAAAAAAUAAAACACAAAUCAAUGCAAUUAA